AAUGUCUGCUCUACCUCGAUGGUGUUGAGGGCUAGAACAGAGUGUCACUCCUGCAGCAUCGACAUUCCCUGUCCGUUAGGAUACACAAAGACCCCCGGAUCCAUGUCUACGGACUGCAAGUUCUACAUGCUGUAUAUGCCCGUCAGUGGCUGCUACUUCGAGUGCCACAAAGAGGUGCAGGUGAAGAGCUGCUGUCCAGGUUUCUGGGGUCCAGACUGUAUUGAGCUUCCUGAAUGUGUGGCUCUCAGCUGUCAGCAGAACUCUCGCUGUAUUGAAGAAGCUCUGACGGGACAGUUUGUGUGUCAGUGUCUGCCGGGUUACCAGAGAUCAGGAGCUCAGUGUGUGUCCAUUAACCCUUGUCUCCAGCGGAUCUGUCACGCCCAGGCCUCAUGCGUCCACACUGGUCCGAACCAGCACCUCUGUGCCUGCAACGAGGGCUACAGCGGGGAUGGACGAGUCUGCAUGGCCAUCGAUCCGUGUCAGAACAAACGGGGAGGCUGUGCCGCCGAGUCCACACGCUGCAUCUACGACGGACCCGGGAAGUCUCACUGCGAGUGUCUUCCUGGUUUUGACCUCCUGUCUAACGGCAGCUGUAGCCUGAUAGACUCCUGUAGACCUGAUUCCUGUCACAAGAACGCCAACUGCACCAUGUUGAGCCCAGGAAGAAUCAAGUGCACCUGUCUCCCGGGUUACAUUGGCAACGGUGAAGUUUGUCACGGGAACAUCAUCCAGCGUCUGAACGCUCUGAACACACAACCUGGAGGACAGUGGAGCGGUCAGCUGAGCAACGCCAUCACUCUGUUUGGUUCUCUUUCGUGGCCUCUGCAGAAUUUGGGUCCUUUCACUCUGUUUGUCCCGAUCAAUAAAGGCUUCAGGGGAAUUUCAAUACGGACUCUGACAGCCAAACUGCCCAAAGCUAAAUACCUGUGUAAGAUGCACCUGGUUGCCGGGGUGAUGCCCUUUGACACGCUAAAGAAGACUAACAUCUUUUACACCCUGACUGGAAAAGGAGCUGACAUCGACACGUCAGAGGGGGACUCUCAGACUAAAAUCCGAAUCCAUGGCAGCAGGAAGAAAGGUACAAUCAUCCAGUCGGAUAUGGUGGCGUCCAACGGGAUGAUUCACAUCAUCAAUAAGCUGAUGGACAGUGUUUCUCCCACAGUGGAGAGCGACACACAGGAGAAUCUGAUGAAGAUCAUUGCUGACUACGGAAAGUUUGAAAAGUUCAAGUCUUUAUUGGAGAAAGCUGACCUGGCGUCAGUCCUGGACCUUCCUGGUCCAAUCACCGUCUUUGCUCCCAGCAGUUCAGCCUUUGAUUCGAUGACUGAAGGACACCUGCAGUAUCUCAGCAGUGCCAAAGGUCACAACAAACUGGUGGAGCUGCUCAGGAACCACAUCGUCCAGUCCACGGCGCUGGAGGUCUAUAACGCUGUGUCCACUCCCAGAAUUGUGACUAUGGCCAAUCAGGUUUUGACAAUUAGCGUGACAGAAAAUGGUCAGAUUUUGGUGAACGAAGCGGCGGUGUUGGAGGCCGCAGUGGAAGCUAAAAACGGACGUCUGUAUGUUCUGGAUGGAGUUUUGACUCCGCCCUCCAUCCAACCUGUGCUGCCCCACAGGUGUGACAUCAAUGAGACCAAAAUCUUCGAGGGUCAAUGUGAGAGCUGCUCAGAGGUCAAACACUGCUCAUCUGGAGACUAUACCGGCUCCUUCACCAGCGGAUGUGUCUUCAAUAUGGACUUACUCGAUAUUAGCCUCCCGGUAAAAGGCUGCGCUCCUCUCUGCAGUGCCAAUGUCACGACUCCAACAUGUUGUAAAGGCUUCUACGGUCCGGACUGCAGUCCCUGUCCAGGAGGAUACCAGACUCCAUGCUCCGGACACGGUCAGUGUCUGGAGGGGAUUGGAGGAAAUGGAUCCUGUAUCUGUGAUUCGAAGUUCCGAGGCUCUCGCUGUCAGUACUGCUCCUCCUCCGACAGAUACGGACCCAACUGUGACAGAACCUGCCCCUGUAUCCACGGACAGUGUGACAACCGUCCGGACUCAGACGGCCGCUGUAAAGUGGGCUCCUGUCUGUCGGGUUUCACCGGUCCGUUCUGCGAGCGCCGGACGGCAGCCUGCGGCGUUCAGGCUCAGUUCUGUCACGCCCAUGCAGACUGUGACUUUAGCAAGGGAACCACCAGGUGUGUCUGUAAACCUGGUUACCAAGGUGACGGUAUCACCUGCGUGGAGUCAGACCCCUGUGCUCUUCCUCAGCGCGGCGGCUGCAGCGUGAACGCCAAAUGCAUAAAGACAGGACCAGGUUCUCACUCCUGUCAGUGUCUGACUGGAUGGAGGGAGGACGGAGACGAGUGUCAGCCAAUCAACAACUGUGACGGUCCUGACAGAGGAGGCUGCCACCCCAACGGCACCUGUAUCUACAUCGGACCUGGACAGAGUGACUGUAUGUGUAAAUCCGGCUACAAAGGAAACGGGCAAGACUGUGAAGCUGUUAAUCAAUGUGUAACUGCAACUGGAACCUGCCAUUACUUAGCCACCUGCCGCCUGCUGUCCUCUCAGUGGACGUGUGUGUGCAAUGAUGAAUACACUGGAAAUGGACACAUAUGUUACGGUACAGUCCAACAGGAGCUGAUGGUUCUGCCAGAUGCCUCAGAGUUCCUCACAUGGACAACUGAGACCGGUUUGUCUUGGACUCUGGUGGAUCAGAACAUUACACUCCUGGUUCCGUCUUCAACUGCCAUUGCUAAAAUUUCUUCAGAGGACAAAAACUUCUGGACCAUGAAGGAAAACCUGCCGAGUCUCAUCAGAAAUCACAUAAUCCCGGGUAAUCAUCCAAUAUCCAUCCUGAGCAACACUUCCUCUCUGACUUCCCUUCUGAAGACAUCACUUCCUGUUACAACAACCAAUGAGCUCACAGCUGUUGGAGGAGCAACAAUCACCACACCAAACCUAGCCGCUACCAAUGGAUUGAUCCACAUCAUCGAUAAGGUUUUGGUUCCUGAGAGGAAGCUGAGUGAAGGUCUGCUGGCGACUCUCGCUCUGAGCCCCGACUUCUCUCUGUUCAGAUCGUAUCUCAUCAAUUACAAUCUGAUGGACGAGAUCAGACAGAUGGAAGAGUACACUGUCUUCGCUCCAACAAACGCUGCCAUCGCUGAUUACCUCAAGACAAUAGCUGCAACUGCAUUGGAUGUGAAUACGACUCGUUACCACGUGGUUGCGUCGGAGCGUCUGCUGGAGAGUGACCUUCAGUCUGGAGGAUACAAAAAGACGCUGCUUGGGUUCUCCUUCCAGCUCGGCAUCUAUCCACGAGACGGAAAGCUAUUUGUGAACGAUGCUCAGAUAAACUCCUCCAACAUCCUGAGCAUUAACGGAGUCAUUCAUGGUCUGUCGGCGGUUCUACGCAUCAACAGGAACCGCUGUGAUGAGGCCAAACAGCAGAAAAUCAUGGGGACCUGUGUGGACUGUUUGUUCCCACAAAGCAAACCCUGCCCGAAUGACACGAUACCGGAUAAAUUAGUGAAGAGGAGGAAGUGUAUGCUGAGUCGGAUGUUUGAAGAAGAGCGCCUGCUGACGAUCGGCUGCAAAGCGUCCUGCCUGCAGACCCACAUGGUGCUGCGGUGUUGUGGAGGGUUUUUCGGGGAGCACUGUGAGCCAUGUCCCGGCCCAAAGGAUCAGCCCUGCUUCGAUAACGGAGUCUGUUCGGACGGGACCAACGGGACUGGAGUCUGUCAGUGUAACCGAGGGUUCAAUGGGACCGCCUGCGAAACCUGCGAGAGCAACAAAUACGGAGUCCACUGCGAUCAGGAGUGCGGCUGUAAAAAUGGCCGCUGUAACGACGGGCUGAGCGGCAAUGGGGCGUGCGAGUGUGACAUUGGUUGGAGAGGAGUCCUCUGUGACGAAAAGAUUGAAUCUGCAGAUGAUGAACUGUGCGGCUCGGUGAAAUGUCACACAAGCGCAAACUGUGUGAUCGCGCCGCCCUUCUCUCGGUGUAUCUGUGUUAUUGGAUUUGAAGGAAACGGAUCUUUUUGUCAAGUUAAAGACCCCUGUCUGGAGCAUAAUGGUGGCUGCAAUCCGAACGCGAUCUGUAAGAGGACUCGACCCGGCAGAAGGGAAUGCGUCUGUGACCGUGGUUACUCCGGUGAUGGAAUUGUGUGCGUGGAAAUCAAUCCGUGUCUGAAAGGAAACGGCGGCUGCCAUGUCAACGCGGACUGCAUUCACAUCGGACCAAACAAAACUUCCUGCGCCUGCAAAUUUGGUUACUUAGGCAAUGGACAGAACUGCAAGAUGAUCGACUACUGCCUAAAGAAAAACGGCGGCUGUCCCGUUAACUCUCGGUGUAACAUGACGAAACCAGGUUUUCGUAAAUGUUGGUGUCCCAAAGACCAUGUGGGAGACGGUUUCACCUGCAUAGGCAACAUGGCGCAGGAGCUCCUGAAGAAAAGGCGAGACUUUUACCUCGCGGUGAUGAUUUUGGAAAUUCCUCUGACAGGUCGCGGCCCGUUCACCGUCUUUGCUCCGCCCGCUGGCGCCUUUAGCGCCCUCAGAAAGCAAGUAGGUCUGGUGUCGGUUGCUCGUACGGUGUGGGUCUGCGUGCUUGGUUGCUGCUACGGUGUGGGUCUGGUGUCGGUUGCUGUACGGGUGUGGUGGUCUGGUGCUCAGUCGCUGUACGGUGUGCGUCUGGUGUCGGUUGCUGUACGGUAUGAACCUGAGUCCAGAUUCAUCAUCAAUGGUGCUAUCGUGGAUACCUUCAACGGCGAUGGCACUAACGGGAUUCUCUAUGAGGUCAGCAAGCCUCUGAUUCCUCUCGACAUUAACGGAAUAAAAGAGCCAGUUGGUCCUCUGAACCUGACGGAUGUGGCUGAACGUCACGGUUAUAAAACCUUCUACAAACUGCUGGAGGACACAGGUGUGAUGGACCUGGUGAAUGAUGCGAUCAACGAGCCGGUGACCAUUUUCAUGCCCUCAGACACCGCCAUGGCGUCUCUGCCACAGGAGCAGAAAGACUUCCUGUUCCACCGAGACAACCGACCACAGCUGAAGGAGUACCUGAAGUACCACAUCUUGCAGGCCCAGAAGAUUUACGCCGAAGGUUUGAUCCAUCUGGACUCGGUUCGGACUCUGCAGGGUUCCCCGCUCUCGUUCACCUGUGGCGGGUUGGAUGACAUCGGAGAAAUCUUUGUUAAUGACGGAAAGUGUCGGAUCGUUCAGAGACACCUCGUCUUUAAUGGUGGAAUCGCCUACGGGAUCAACUGCCUGCUGACUCCACCCAGCCUCGGAGGACGCUGCGAUGAACAGACCACCUUUGAGCUUCGGAGUAAAUGUGGACUGUGCUCGUCCUCAGCUACUCGCUGUCCCGGAGAGUCCAAACUGAAGGAGGUGCAGAAGUGCGAUCUUCCCACUAUGUUCAUCUCUAAAAACUCUGGCUGUAUCAGCGUCUGCAUCGUCAACUUCUGGCGGUCAAAGUGUUGUCAUGGUUAUUAUGGACGAGACUGUCUGGUCUGUCCCGGCGGAGUCAGCUCUCCGUGCAGUAACCGCGGUAAAUGUGACGAUGGUCAACUUGGUAACGGUACCUGUACCUGUGACGUGGGUUUUGGGGGCGUGGCCUGUGAGCUGUGCAGUGAUGGAUUCUACGGACCCACCUGUAAAGCCUGUAACUGUUCAGAACACGGGUCCUGUGACGCCGGACGGAGAGGUACAGGUUCAUGUUUCUGUGAGGACGGCUGGACCGGAGAACGCUGUGAGACCCCGCAAGCUGAAAUCUUUCAGUGUUCUCCGCCCUGUUCUCCAAAAGCUGUCUGUCGGGAAAACAACACAUGUAUGUGUCGGCCAUUUUAUGAAGGAGACGGCUUCACCUGUACAGAGAUGGACAUGUGUCAGAUCUGGAACGGCGGUUGUGCUAAAGGAGCCAAGUGUUCUCAGACAGGAGAGAAGGUGAGCUGCACCUGUCCUAAAGGUCACACUGGAGACGGGUUCAACUGCCAGCCCAUUGACCGCUGUUCCUUAGCAGACAACGGUGGCUGCCACGAACAUGCCACCUGCACCCCAACGGCGCCGGGGAAGUCGAGGUGCACCUGUAAGGACAACUACAUCGGAGACGGAGUCACCUGUGAGGUCAAACAGCUGCCAAUCAGCCGCUGCCUCCAAGACAACGGGCGAUGUCAUCAAGACGCCAAAUGCACCGACCUCCACUUUGAAGAUACAACGUUUGGUGUGUUUCACUACCGUUCAUACAAAGGUCAGUACAAACUGAACUACACUGAAGCCCAAAAGGCCUGCUCUGCAUUGGGAGCUAACCUGGCUACAUACAAUCAGCUGUCCUAUGCUCAGCAGGGUGGGUUGAACUUGUGUGCUGCCAGCUGGUUGGACAAGGCCCGUGUGGCGUACCCCACCACCUAUUCCAAUCCCAACUGUGGCUUCGGACAUGUGGGCAUCGUGGACUAUGGCACCCGCAAAGACCUGGGGGAGACCUGGGACACCUUCUGCUACCGGAUGAAGGAGGUGAAGUGUGAGUGUAGGCUCGGUUACGUUGGAGAUGGUUUCAGCUGUACAGGAAACCUGCUGCAGGUCCUCGAGUCCACACCGACCUUCUCCAACUUCCUCACGCAAAUCCUCAACUCGUCUCAGGUGUCUGAGUCUGGGAGGAACCUGGUGAAACGUCUCAGCAACCUGACGGUCCAGUCCACACUGUUUGUACCCGACAACAACGGCCUACCCAACAACCAGACUCUGUCCCAGCAGGACAUUGAGUUUCACCUGUCGGAGGGUCAGGCUCUUCCUGUCGGACAGCUGAAGAACGGCAGCAGGAUCAGAACUCGUGUCGGCAGUCUGACCGUCCUCGGUGUCGCUGACCUACUCAACCCCUCAGCUCUGUCGUCUUUUUACAUCAACAACCGCUUCAUCACUGAGUCGGACAUCCUGGCUUCAAACGGGCUCAUACAUGUUCUCCAGGGACCACUGAAAGCCCCGCCUCCUCGCCACGAGAUGCACGUGGCUCAUAAGGCGGGGAUGGGAGUUGGAGUGGUGGUGCUGAUAGUUCUGGUGGCAGGAGUCAUCUUUGUCGGAUACCACUUCUACACCCACAACACCAAACCCUUCCAGUUCCACUACUUCAAGGAGGACGAAGGGGAGGAAGAAGAAGCUCCACCUGCAGACUGCAGUCGCAGCAUCUCCAACCCGGUUUAUGAAGCAGCUUCAGAAUCAGCCGAGGCCAAAACAUCUAAUGUCACAGCGGAGGACAAACAUGAGGUGGUGAAUGGAGGAUCAUACAACUUGCUGCAGGACAGCUGAGAGGGAAAGUGCUGCUGCUCCCUACUGGACUGGAACAAUCAGAACUGAUUUUAUACCACUGUGGUUUGAAAGUCCUCUGACCAGCCUCAAACGAAGUUUCAUCAUGGACUUGUGCACUGAUAAAUGACAGACAGCUGUGUCCUGUCUCUGGUUUGUCUUUCUGAGGACUGAACUGCCUCCUAAACCAGUGCUUAGCCGCCUGUCCCCACAAGAAAACCAACACUAAUGAUGUGUUAAGAUGCGUUGAAUUAACUUAAAGUCUGACAUCUCCAGAUUUUUCCAAACUGUGACAUGAAUGGACAGAUUAAAGAGACACUUUACUGCCACUGAUAAAGAUUCAAUUUGAUGUUUGAAAAAAAAAAAAAAA
Molecule: messenger RNA, 7648 nt
Organism: Morone saxatilis (striped sea-bass)
Lineage: Eukaryota; Metazoa; Chordata; Actinopteri; Moronidae
Gene: stab2
Product: stabilin 2
Biological process (GO): cell adhesion
Molecular function (GO): calcium ion binding; hyaluronic acid binding
Source: RefSeq, a predicted model, not a curated record